AUGGGUGCCAUUCCAGACCACCCGUCUUUACAUCGGAUCCCUCCAGGGUACAGGACAAAGCUGAGCUCGAAAGCAAUUGAGAUCAUUGCACGAGUCCAUGACUGGGUCGAGAAUGAAUGCAUUCCAGCCGACCACAUUGUCAAGGCUCAGCUGGAGAAGAACCGCUGGGCUAUGCCGCCGUAUAUCAAGGAGUUGAGGAAGAAGGCCAAAGCAGCAGGCUUGUUCAACCUCUUCCUACCCAAUCACUUCAAAGAAAGCCCUGGCCUUACGAUCCUCGAGUACUCGUGUUGCUGCGAGCUUCUCGGACGAGUAUAUUGGGCUCCCAUGACGCUCAACUGCCACGCACCCGAGACUGGGAACAUUGAGCUUUUGGCCAAGUAUUGCACCGAGGAGCAGAAGAAGAAAUGGAUGCAGCCGCUUCUCGAGGGAGAGUGGUCUUCGGCGUAUUCCAUGACAGAACCGGAUGUGGCAGCUUCGGAUGCGACAAACAUUGCGUGCAGGAUCAGACGUGAGGGGAAUGAAUAUGUAAUCAACGGCCGGAAACUGUACGGAAACUGGAUGGCGAAUGAGGACGUAAAGUUCUAUAUCCUUAUGGGCUGCUCUGACCCGGACAAUCCAGAUCCGUGGCGGCGGCAUUCGACUGUGAUCGUGCCCCGGGAUACUCCAGGAUUGAAGAUGGUGCGACACAUGACAAUCAUGGGCUACGACUGUGCUCCAGAAGGCCACGGCGAGUAUCUGUAUGAGAAUGUGAGAAUCCCUGUCGAGAACAUCAUCCUGGGAGAAGGGAGAGCCUUUGAGAUCGCGCAGGGUCGGUUGGGUCCCGGCAGGAUACACCACUGCAUGAGACUGCUUGGACAAGCCGAGCGCGCAUAUGAGCAUGCCUUGAUCAGAGCGACAGAUGUGAGGAAGAAGCCUCGGGGCAAAUUGAUCGGUGAAUUCGACAGCAACAUCGAACGACUUGCCACCAUGCGGAUGGAGAUAGAUGCACUCCGACUGGUUGUCUUGAAUGCCGCAGAAACCAUGGACCUCCUGGGUAAUGUCGCGGGGAGAUAUGCCAUCGCGCAGUCCAAGAUCAUGGUGCCUUUGGGGGUGACCAAGAUCAUCGAUGAAUGCAUGCAAAUGUUUGGUGGCCAAGGGCUCACGCAGCACACCUUCCUCCCAGAAGCUUGGACUUAUGCCAGGUUUGUGCGAAUCGCAGACGGGCCGGACGCCGCGCACAGGCAUCAAGUCGGUCGAGAUCAGUUGAAGACGGCCGCCCAAGUCAGGAUGAAGCAUCUUGGGUACAAGAAGCGAUAUCACCAGCUUGCCAAGGAAUGGGGAGUGCCGGCGACCGAACGGUUCGAGUAUGUUGAGCGACUGGAGAAGUUGUAG
Molecule: messenger RNA, 1371 nt
Organism: Cladophialophora yegresii CBS 114405
Lineage: Eukaryota; Fungi; Ascomycota; Eurotiomycetes; Chaetothyriales; Herpotrichiellaceae
Exons: 4
Coding region: 1-1371 (456 amino acids)
Molecular function (GO): flavin adenine dinucleotide binding; oxidoreductase activity, acting on the CH-CH group of donors
Source: RefSeq, a predicted model, not a curated record